Drosophila busckii is the source of this 301-nucleotide messenger RNA. RefSeq names its product dolichyl-diphosphooligosaccharide--protein glycosyltransferase subunit 4. Gene Ontology annotation, cellular component: oligosaccharyltransferase complex. The transcript is spliced from 3 exons. The record is from RefSeq and is a predicted model, not a curated record. NCBI's taxonomy places the organism in Eukaryota, Metazoa, Arthropoda, Insecta, Diptera, Drosophilidae. The coding region runs from base 94 to 216 and encodes 40 amino acids.
UUAAUAAGUGUCGGCUACUCGAUAAUAUUGUCGAUAGUUUUUACAUUUUAUGUUUAAUAAACACAGCCGGCGUAUAUUUUAGAUAAAAACAAAAUGAUUUCCGACGUGCAACUGGCUAUAUUUUCCAAUGUUCUGGGAGUGUUUCUGUUCCUCCUUGUCGUGGCGUAUCACUAUAUAAACGCCAACACCGGCAAGUCCAGCAUUAAGAACAAAUGAUCUUCAAUGUUUCCACAAGUUAAUUAACAUGUUUAUUCUAUCUACUCUAAAAAACCAACAGUUUAAAUUAAUAAAAUGGUAAUAU